AUGAUUUUCCUAAGCUAUGAGAAACUAAAGACAGUCCUUGAUAAUAAAUGCCUUCCAGCCACUCAAGCUGAGGCUAGAAAGAGUUGGGAGGAGUUUGGUGAGAUUGCUCAUUGCUAUAUGCUGGAAAGCAUGACUAGCACCCUUUAUAAGAAACUAAAGAGCUGUAAGAUUGCCAAAGAGAUUCUAGACAAACUAGAAGACAUGUUCGGAGGCCAAACUGCCUUGGCUCAACAGUUGGCUAUUACUAGUGUGAUGAAUGCCCAGCAAAAGCCUAACAUUUCAAUCAAAGACCAUAUGAAUACUCUUGUGGGAUAA
Gossypium arboreum is the source of this 315-nucleotide messenger RNA. RefSeq lists its product as uncharacterized. Lineage: Eukaryota; Viridiplantae; Streptophyta; Magnoliopsida; Malvales; Malvaceae. The record is from RefSeq and is a predicted model, not a curated record. The transcript has a single exon. Bases 1 to 315 code for a protein of 104 amino acids.